AUGAUUGGUAGUUUGGAGACUUUUUGUGUUAUUGCUCUAUUACUACUUCAUUUUGAACAGUGUAAUAGCGCUUGUGCUCGAGCUGAAUAUGAGAUAAAUGGAGAAUGCUGUCCCAUGUGUGCACCAGGAACCCAUGUUUAUAGACAUUGUACUGAGUACACCAGUACAACCUGUGUACCAUGUACUCAAUCAACUUACGCUGCAGAACCCAAUGGGCUUUCACAUUGCCUUAGCUGUAAAAUGUGUGAUUCUGGACAGGGAUUAAGAGUAAAAACUCCCUGCACACUGACUUCAGAUACAGUGUGUAAGCCAUUAAAUGAAUAUUACUGUAUAGAUCUACAAAAAGACAGCUGUAGACAUACUGAAAAACACACAACAUGCAGUCCUGGACAAUACAUAAAGCAUAAAGGAACAGCUUUUACAGACACUGUAUGUGAUGAAUGUGCAGAUGGUACCUACUCCAAUAGCUCACUUCAAAAUUGUCAGGAGUAUUCAAAGUAA
Molecule: messenger RNA, 501 nt
Organism: Trichomycterus rosablanca
Lineage: Eukaryota; Metazoa; Chordata; Actinopteri; Siluriformes; Trichomycteridae
Product: tumor necrosis factor receptor superfamily member 14-like
Exons: 4
Coding region: 1-501 (166 amino acids)
Biological process (GO): apoptotic process; positive regulation of peptidyl-tyrosine phosphorylation; positive regulation of cytokine production involved in immune response
Cellular component (GO): membrane; external side of plasma membrane
Molecular function (GO): protein binding; transmembrane signaling receptor activity
Source: RefSeq, a predicted model, not a curated record